Messenger RNA from Durio zibethinus, 2435 nucleotides. Lineage: Eukaryota; Viridiplantae; Streptophyta; Magnoliopsida; Malvales; Malvaceae. The record is from RefSeq and is a predicted model, not a curated record.
CUCUCCUUCAAUAUCUCCCUUCUCCGUUUGUUUGGAGAGAAAAUAUUUCCUUGAGAUAUCCAUCUUGGAACUAAUUAGAAAAGUCAAUCCUUUUUGUCUUUCAAUUUAUGAACCAAAUGACAUGAAGGGGAAGUUGAAAAUAGUUUUCUAUUUAUUUCCAUUCUCCCUUUACCUUGUAAUGAAGCAAAUGCAGUGUUCCUCUUUCUGCCCAAGGCUAUGAGUUGCUAUUGUUCUAUGAGGGUAGUUGUAUAUAUAUUUGUUUGAUUCCUUUUUAUUGGCUUUUGGACAAUAAAUUAGUUGCUUUCAUUGUGCUAUAAACUCCUAAGAUGGCCUUUCAUAAGUUUCAAAUGGCUAAUCUGUUGUCUUGGAUUAUUUCUCCAUGGUCAUAGCUCUUGGUUUAACUUAGAUGCUUCAUUAUAAACAAGGAUUUGCUCUCAUCUCUGAUAAUAAAGAUCUCAUCUUUAAUGUAAUCAUUCUCGGUUCUACCUUAUGUCCUCUUUUUUCUUUUUUCUUUCUAGUAGAAAAGAAAUAAAUUGGCUUUUAACUAAUUUCCCAGUUAUCGGGUUUUGAUUUUUACUUGGAUUGUUGGCAAUUUUUAUAUUUUGCUGUCAGAUAUUGUGAUCCAAUAGCUUGUUGCCAUUUUGCCUUUGAUUUUUAUUAGGUAAUAAAUCAUAAUUGGAAAAGAUAUGUUUUAUUAUAUGGUAAUUCACAAAUUAUGUUAGUUGAUAAUUCAUGAUGUCAAAGAAGUUGAGUGUGCUCCUAUGCUACACAUUCAAUCUGAUUGGCUCUUCCCUUGAACUUUUCUGUCUUUUAUUUUGAAAUUAUGGAUUCUGUUAAAAGCUCAAUUAAAGGAAUUUAGAGCUAGCCUCAAUUGGAGGAGCAUCUUGCAUUGAAUCUUCAAAGAACUUUUAACUAGAUAAAUGGAGGAAUCUGAGAAAAGAAAGGAAAGAUUGAAAGCAAUGCGCAUGGAAGCUGCUCAUGCUGAAGUGUCUAAUAAAGUUGAGACUUCUGCAAGUUGCCUUUCCAAUCCAUUGAGUGGGACAUCCCCAAGUUCGACAGUGCAGGAUAACUUUUGUACAACUCCCCGCUUUGACUACUACACUGACCCUAUGGCAGCAUUUUCCGCUAAUAAGAAGAGGGGCAAGGGGACAGCCCGAGAAUCUUUUACAUCCCCAACUACUAGUGGCUGGCCAUUGGCUAGGCCUUCACCAUCCCAUCCUGGACCAAGGAACUCUGGUAGGAAUCUGCCUGUUCAUCAGGUGCAGAGCCAGUUAACACCUGAUCACAGUAUAUAUCAACAAGGUCCAUAUAGUAGCUUUACUACCCACAGAAGCCCAAGAAUAAGAAGUCCUUCACCCAUGAAUCAUGGUAAUUCUGAUGCUUGGAGUGGAUCCCAGGCAACUGUUAAUUACUAUAGCUUUGCUUCUGAUGGAAGCCCGAGAGGAAUGUUUGGUACUUCUCCCAUGCAUCCUGGAACUUCUCCUAGGGUGUGGAAUCCCUCUAAUGGAUCAAGGUAUGGUAAUUUGCCCAGCCCUGGCUUUUCACCUGUGGAUAGCCCUAAUUAUGAUUAUGGAAGAGGCAGGCCUCAAAUGUUUGGUAACAAUCCAAUCCUUGGUCCAGGACCUAGAGGCAGUCCUGGUUUCAGUUCAGGAAGAGGCAGGGGCCCUGGAUAUAGUGGCAGCAUCAGUCCUGGUAUGGGAAGGAGUGGCGGACGAGGGCAAGGUUUUCAUGGCCGUAGCUCAGCAUCAAACAGGACAUUGGGGCCAGAGAGUUUCUUUGAUGAAUCCAUGUUGGAAGAUCCUUGGCAGCAUUUAAAGCCUAUUCUAUGGCGGAGACAAGAAGCUGGAAUGGAUAGUUUGAGUACCCCAGGCUCUUCAAAUUCCUGGCUUCCAAAAUCCAUUGGCAUAAAAAAGGCAAAAGUUUCAGAGGCUUCUAGCACGUCUAAUUCUCAACCAAGUCUUGCAGAAUACCUUGCUGCCUCAUUCAACAAAGCUGUUGAGGAUGGACAAAAUGCAUGAAAUUGCUCAAAUCUCCAAGGACAGCCGCCCAAUGUGCUUUUUGCGACGGGCAGCCAUGUAUAAGAGAUCUGUUAUGACCAUUUAGCUGAUAAUUGGAUGCCAAUCUUGAUGCUUGAGGACGGGAAUGGCUGAAGGCCUGAAGGAGUUCCCAUAAAUACUCUUAGAUUAUAUAGAUAUAUUUUCGGGAUAAGUGAUAUUUGGCUAAUGAGAGGUAACUUUUUCCCAUUAAUAAAUCUCAUUCCGUUAGAAUUUCAAGUUGUAAUCCUAAAACUUUAUUUGGCAUCUUUUUUUUCUCAAAAUGUAGUUGGGAGAAGAUGUACUAUUUAAACCAACAAGUUAAAAUCAUCAGAGAAAAGAUUGUAUUAUCAUCAGUUAAUAAAAUAGAAAAAUGAAGCUUAACCCAAAUUCUAUGACACU